Messenger RNA from Cherax quadricarinatus, 2248 nucleotides. RefSeq names its product E3 ubiquitin ligase component cereblon. The record is from RefSeq and is a predicted model, not a curated record. NCBI's taxonomy places the organism in Eukaryota, Metazoa, Arthropoda, Malacostraca, Decapoda, Parastacidae. Gene Ontology annotation, biological process: protein ubiquitination. Gene Ontology annotation, cellular component: Cul4A-RING E3 ubiquitin ligase complex.
GAAAUAAGAUGUAACCGACCAAAUAAUAUCUAACUCUUGUUUUGGAGGAGUUGACCAGUGACGUGAAUUUAUGUCAUAAGCAGUAUCUGAAGACGUUUAUGGCUGACAGAGAGGAGAGGCAAGUGGAAGAUGAUGCGGAGGAGGAUAUGGAAGCAGAGGGAGUGGGUGACAUGGCUGCAGUAGUGGAGGAAGAAGGCCAAGUAGUGGAUGUGUACCAGGUGGAGGAAGAGCCACAGGAGCUGGUGCUAAUGGAGGAAGUGCUCGUGGAUGAAGAUGCUGAUAGUUGGGCUGAAUAUGAUAGUCGUGAGGAAUCAGAUGGUGGUGAUAGUAACGGAAGUGGGGAUGAAGGCUGUGGUGAGCAGUAUGACAGGACAUUACCUUCUAGACAUGAAUACCUCGGCGAGACAGAAGAGUUAAGAGGACGCACUGUACAGGAAGAGAAUGACUACGUGACAAUUCCAUUAUUGCUGCACAGUUCCUUGAUGAACCUGGUGUUAGUGCCCACUCAGACACUUCCUCUCAGUAUCUUCCAUCCUCUACAUGUUUCCAUGCUUCGCAAUGUUAUUGCUAAGGAUCGUACUUUUGGCAUUGUUCAUUCGAAAAUUUCCCAGGAUGGAACUUCAGAGAUGGCCAGGUAUGGAACAACAGCAGAAAUCUAUGAAUACACAGAGGAAGAACUUACAGGAACAUUGUCAAUCAAAGCCAAAGGUCGUCAAAGGUUCAAGGUUAUGUCAACACGCCGAGAGACUACUGGACUGAUUGUGGCAAGAGUGCAGAUUUUACCUGAGAUACGCAUGGGCAGUCCAUUUGAAAUGAUGCGUCUGCAGUCCUUAGACAAACUAACAUUACCUCACCCCCAGGAGGCUUCUGUGCAUGUAGCACAAACCCGAGAUUUAGCUUCAGUUCGAACACCGAAUUCAUGGCGGGUAAGGGGACGAAAUGCUUGGCUAACCCCCUGGCCAUCAUGGGUGUAUAAUCAGUAUGAUGAUCUGCUUUUGGCACAGCGAGUUAUAAAUGAAAUAAAAAAAAGCACCAUGAUUCAACCUAACAUGCUCAAACUUCCAUGUGAUCCUCAAGAUUUGUCACACUGGGCAGCUAUCAACCUUCCCCUGGAUGAUAGUCACCGCCUUGCCCUUCUGGGUCUCAAUACUCCCACUCAGCGCCUUAGGUACAUUCUCUCUGUCCUUUCUAAGUGUAAAAUGCUAACGUGUACUCAGUGCUCUGAAGUGAUUGGGGAUACUGCAGAUAUCUUUUCUAUGUCGGUGGAAGGACCUCAAGGAACAUUCGUAAAUCCUGGUGGAUAUGUGCACGAGAUGUUGACGCUUGGUAAAGCUUCUAACCUUACAUACUAUGGACGGCCAUCUACUGAGCAUUCAUGGUUUCCAGGGUAUGCUUGGACAAUUGCUAAUUGCUCAAGCUGUCAUCGCCACAUGGGUUGGAAAUUUACUGCUACCAAACGUAAACUAAAGCCACAGAAAUUUUAUGGUGUGACUCGCAAGGCGGUCAAAGCUAAACUGGUGUGGGACGGUGAUGAAGGUGAAAUGCGUCAUGUAAUAUAAGGCUUAUCUUUUGCAGUACUAAUACUGCUUUUAAUAUAUGUUAACUUUAAUAUAGUACACCAAACCUAACCAGUAUUCUCCACUGUAUCAGCAAAAUAAACAGUUAUAACUGUAUGUAGUCAACUUGCUGUUACUUUCAUGUUGUUGCAAAUGCUCUAAAAGUAAAUUUGUAACGAAAGGAUGGAAUCAAAUGGUUUGGUAUCAUGUAUAAAAUGUAUCUACUCAUUUACUAUGAUGAAAGCCAAAUUGUUUUGAGUUAAUUUCCUGGCAUUACUUUGCCAGAACAUUUUAUUUGUGCUGUUGUGGGAUUAUUAUGAAUGAUUUAACAUCAUAUAUCAUAAUUGCUAAUAAAAUUGUUUUAUGGCUUUCCACUGUGAAUUUGUAUUAAUACAACAUUAGCAAUGUAUACAUUACUUAGAUUAUAGGAAUGUUGCACUCAUUGGCAAUUGCAUAUUUGAAUGGACUGCAUGAUGUGCUAAAUUUAUAUAUUUUGAUAUGGAAAGGCCUUAAAGUCUCCAAUGAUAAGGAAGCUAAUGGAAAUUUUAUAUGAAACUUACUAUUCACACUUUAAUUUGAGGAGCUAGAUUUUUUCAAUAAUAAAUUUGCCACUUAGCUUCAAGAUCUGUAUUUAUAUUUUGUUUGUAAAGAAUACCUCAAUAAAAUACAUUAAUUUAUUUCACUCAAAAUAA